Messenger RNA from Aspergillus puulaauensis, 1056 nucleotides. It is a transcript of the gene SUA7, whose product is annotated as transcription factor SUA7. Gene Ontology annotation, biological process: transcription initiation at RNA polymerase II promoter; transcription preinitiation complex assembly. The transcript has a single exon. The record is from RefSeq and is a predicted model, not a curated record. Gene Ontology annotation, cellular component: transcription preinitiation complex; nucleus. Bases 1 to 1056 code for a protein of 351 amino acids. Lineage: Eukaryota; Fungi; Ascomycota; Eurotiomycetes; Eurotiales; Aspergillaceae. Gene Ontology annotation, molecular function: RNA polymerase II general transcription initiation factor activity; TBP-class protein binding.
AUGGCCGCCAUAUCUCCUGCAGCCCUGCAAGAUCCCAACGCUCCGUGGAGGAAGAAUCUUUCGGCACACGUCAUUUGCCCAGAAUGUAAGGAAGUGCCGCCAAACUUGGAAUUCCCCGGCUCUCAUGAAACUGUCUGUGGUUCCUGUGGGCUGGUGCUGUCGGAUCGAGAGAUCGACAUGCACUCUGAAUGGCGUACCUUCUCGAACGAUGACCAGAAUAACGAUGACCCCUCGCGUGUUGGUGAUGCUACAAACCCGCUCUUGAAUGGUGAUCAGCUGGAGACUCAAAUUGCUAGCGGUGGCUCUGGUCGUGUCCGCGAUUUGUACCGCGCGCAAAAUAAGCAGUCUAGCGAGAAGGCAAACAAGGCCCUUCUUGCGGCGUACAAGGAAAUCGGUGCUCUAUGUGAUGGUUUCGGAAUUCAGAAGAACGUGGCGGACACAGCCAAGUAUCUUUUUAAAAUCGUUGACGACGCAAAAGCGUUCAAGGGCAAGUCUCAAGAUGUGAUCAUCGCCGGAUGUAUUUUCAUUGCCUGCCGCCAGUGCAAAGUUCCUCGCACUUUCACUGAGAUUUUCGCUGUUACCAAGGUAACAAGAAAGGAAAUUGGGCGCAUUUACAAGGCUCUAGAGAAGUUCUUUACCGCCCAGAACCUUGAACGAAAUAAUGCGGUCGUCUCGAAUGGAGGCGUUCCUGAUCCCAACGACACCUACACGGCAACGACCUCCACGAAGCCCAGCGACCUUUGCAAUCGUUUCUGCAAUCUUCUCGAUCUUCCUUUCCAAGUCACGAGCGUAUCAUCGUCUCUGUCUGAUCGCGUAACUACCGAGGGCAAUCUCGCUGGACGUUCGCCACUUUCCAUCGUUGCGGCUUGUAUCUACAUGGCCUCAUACUUAAUGGGCUACCCCAAGUCCGCGAAAGAGAUUUCCCAGGUAGCGCACGUCAGCGAUGGUACAAUACGCGGCGCCUACAAACAACUCUACGCUGAGCGUGAGAGCUUGGUUGAUAAAGAAUGGAUCAAAGAUGGGAAGGGUGCACUGAAAAACCUACCCCAGAGCUAA